GUUACAAUUUGACAUUAGCAUUCCCCGAAAGUUCAACGCUUGCGUUUAACGUACGAAGUGAAGUUUGGUCUGAUACCCUGCUCGAACGAUAUCGGAAAAAUGUCGUGGUUCAGAUCGGCGGUGAACAAAGCGGUGGAAGUUGGGAACAAAAACAACCUCACUCGCACCGUCAAAAACUACGCCGACAGCGUCGUCCAACAGGCCGGCCACGCCGUCGUUGAGGGUGCCAAAAUCCUCCAGGAUCGCAUUGCAAAUAGAAACUUCAAAAGCUUUAAACAGACUGUUAGAAGAUUGGAAGAAGCUUCUGUUUCCUGUAGGGGACCAGAAAGAAUUCAGUUAAUGAAGAGAUGGUUGGCAGUACUCAAAGAGAUUGAAAAGUUAUCUGAAAAUCCCAUUGAAGAUAAGGAGAAAAAUAAUGAAGAGCAUCAUCCAUCUGAAGAGCCAAAAAGUCCAAGAAGUCCACGAAAACAAUCUAUGGUUUUAUAUUAUGACUCCGAGAUGGGUGGUGCACCAAUGAAUUUUCGUGAUGUUUUCCUUUACAGUCAAGCUUUGGAGGGCAUAUCAAUAUGUAUGAUUCUUGAAGCACCAAAUGAAGAGGAAGUUUCUCUCCUUCUUGAAUUGUUUGGUCUUUGCCUUACUGGAGGAAAAGAAGUUCACAAUGCAAUAGUCAGCAGUAUACAGGAUCUUUCAAAAGCAUUUACAGGAUACAAUGAUGAAGUACUGGCAAAGAGAGAGGAACUCCUCCAGUUUGCUGAAGGAGCUAUCACAGGGUUGAAAAUUAAUGCGGAUCUUGGAAGAAUUGAUGCUGAGGUCUCCAUGCUGAAGAAGAGACUGGAUGAGAUAAGAGAAAAGAAAGAAUCUUUUGGUGAAGUUCAUGAAACAAUUUCCAAAGAGACUGCCCCCACCAUAGAGGCUUUGAAGGAAGCACUUGCACUUAUCCGAGUCUGUUCAAGAUUAGAAGCACUUCUACUGAAGAAGAAAACUCUUAAAUUUGGAGAUUCCCCUGAAAUUCAUGCUCAAAAGGUUGACAAGUUGAAAGUCUUAUCUGAAUCUCUUGUCAGCUCCAGCUCAAAAUCUGAGAAGAAGAUCUCUGACCACAGAGUUCAGAAAGAGGAAGCAUUAAGAUUUCGUGUUUCCAAGUCUGGUGAAGUCAGUGAAUUAGAGAAGGAAAUAACAGCUGAGAUUACUGCACUGGAGAAGCAGAGAGAUGAACUUGAAGCACAAUUGAAACAGGUGAAUAUCUCCUUGGUUGCAGCUAAUGGACGCCUUCAAAAUGUUAGAGAGGAGAGGGACCAGUUCUAUGAUGCUAAUGAUCAGAUUGUUGCCCAUUUGAAAACUAAGGAAGAUGAACUAUCAAAGUCCAUAAGCUCAUGUAGAGUGGAAGCAGAUAUUCUUACUGCAUGGACCAAUUUUUUGGAAGAUACUUGGGCUCUUCAGUGCGCUUAUAUGGAGACUAAAGACAAAUUGGCCAAUGAUGAACUGGAAAGGCAUGAAGAUUAUUUUGUGAACUUGAUCAUUGAACUCCUCUCUGCUUAUGAGAGAGAACUGAAGCCUUCUAUUGAUCGUAUAGGGAAAUAUGUGGAGAACUUGAGGAGUUUUGACAAAAGGUCAGUGGUGGCAUCUGGUGCGGAUCAUGAUGAUUCCAAGGUGUUGACCCCACGAAAAAAUCUUGAGGAGGAAUACCUGGAUUAUGAAGCCAAGAUUAUAACCACCUUCAGCGUGGUGGAUAACAUGAGGGAGCAGUACUAUGCUCACCAAGGGAAAAUCUCCAGGAAAAAUGAUUCAAAAGUUCAGGAACUUUUCGACAGUAUUGAAAAGUUGAGAGCAGAAUUUGAAUCAAUUGAGAGACCAAUUCUUGAAAUGGAGACUCCAGGCCAAGAAGCAGAGACUUCACAUGGUGAAAGGCCACAAGAAAAUGUGAUAACUCCUGCAGGGGAGGUGAAAGAGAUUCCUGAAGCCAGGGAAAAGGAGCAAAAUGAACCUUCUGCAACUAAUGUUCAGAAGAAAGAACCAUCAGCUGCCAAACCAGAGGAGUCUCUAGACCCCAACACAGAAUUUGCCAAAUUGGAGUCUGAAUUUGGCACAGUCAAUGUGGAUAACUCGGCAGAAGAGGUUGGUGACUGGGAAUUUGAUGAGCUGGAAAAGGAGUUGAGAAUCGAGGACUCUGCAACCCACAAGUAGAAUUGUCACACGCUAUUUAAAAAACUUUUGUAUCCAAACUCUAAAAACAAUGAGCAGUUGUAUACUUGUGUGUAUGCUUGGGAGAAAUGAUUCCUAGGCUCAAGGUUCAAACAAUUAGGCCUGGGAAUUGCUUCGUGUAUUCUCUGAAAUGCUGUACCGAGUAUUCGCUUUCAUGUAAAUACUCAAUUUGGUGUAACACUGUUUUGCGUAACAAA
Ipomoea nil (Japanese morning glory) is the source of this 2396-nucleotide messenger RNA. Its product is annotated as coiled-coil domain-containing protein 18-like. The transcript has 18 exons. The record is from RefSeq and is a predicted model, not a curated record. Bases 100 to 2181 code for a protein of 693 amino acids. Lineage: Eukaryota; Viridiplantae; Streptophyta; Magnoliopsida; Solanales; Convolvulaceae.